ACCACCGAGCCAACGGCUGGGCAGCACAUGCCUUUUGUAACUAAACUGUAUAGAACUAUCUACACUGAAAAGUGAAAUCUGUCUCUCUACCACCACCACCUCCAAAAAAUUCCUCCUUCCCAGAGAUAACUGCUGUUCACAGACUUUCUCAUGAUUUCACACAGAUCAUUCUCCGAAUCUGAUAAGCCUUCCCCAGAAAGUACAGAGUUACCUGUGGACUGGAGUAUUAAAACUCGACUCCUUUUCACCUCUUCUCAACCCUUUACCUGGGCAGAUCAUUUGAAAGCACAGGAAGAGGCUCAGGGUGUCGUCCAGCAUUGCAGAGCAACAGAAGUAACUCUGCCUCAAAGCAUACAGGACCCCAAGCUCUGCACUGAGCUGCGCUGUGCUUUCCAGCAGAGCCUUGUCUACUGGCUCCACCCCGCCUUUCCCUGGCUCUCCCUGUUCCCUCGGAUUGGAGCCGACCGGAAAAUGUCCGCAAAGACAAGCCCUUGGUCGAAUGAUGAAUCCCUACAACGCAUUCUAAUGAGUGACUGGUCUGUGAGCUUCACGUCUUUGUAUAAUCUUCUGAAGACAAAACUUUGCCCCUAUUUCUACGUUUGUACCUAUCAAUUUACUAUCCUGUUUCGUGCAUCAGGAUUAGCAGGAAAUGAUGUAAUCACGGCUCUCAUGUCUCCUACAACUAGAGGCAUAAGAGAAGCUAUGAAAAAUGAAGGUAUUGAAUUUUCUCUGCCUUUAGUAAAAGAAAGUGGCCAUGAGAAGAAGACAGCAUCUGGGACAAGCUUGGGACAUGCGGAGGAGCAAGCAAUCAGUGAUGAAGAUGAAGAAGAAAGUUUUUCCUGGCUGGAAGAGAUGGGUGUGCAAGAUAAAAUUAAAAAGCCAGACAUACUCUCUAUCAAGCUGCGUAAGGAGAAACAUGAAGUACAAAUGGACCACAGACCUGAGUCUGUUGUGUUGGUGAAGGGAACAAACACCUUUACGUUGCUAAAUUUUUUGAUCAACUGUAAGAGCUUAAUUGCUACUUCAGGUCCACAGGCAGGACUUCCACCAACUCUCUUAUCUCCGAUAGCUUUCCGAGGUGCCACCAUGCAAAUGCUUAAGGCACGAAGUGUAAAUGUGAAGACACAGGUUGUUUCUGGAUACAAAGAUCAAUUCAGCUUGGAGAUCACAGGUCCUGUCAUGCCUCAUUCUCUACAUGCUAUGACCAUGCUACUCGGAUCUUCACAGAGGGGGUCAUUUUCUGCAGGACUGUAUACACAUGAGCCAACCGCUGUGUUCAACAUCUGCCCACCAGUGGAUAAAGUACUGGGAAAGGAGACUGUUCGUGAGGAGCUUGCUAACUGUGGGUUGCACCCUAAGACUCUGGACCAACUUAGCCAAACACCAGUACUGGGGAAAUCAUCCUUACGGAAUGUGGAGAUGAGUGACUACCUUUAUAAUUGGAGAGCCUGAACGCCAAAGUAAGCCUAAAAGGAAUCUUUGAGGAAAAAAGCCUCUGGCAAGGAAAUUCAAGAUUUUUAUACCCUUGGCUUUAAAUUUCAUUUUGGAAGUUAAGGGAAUAUUCAAAUGUUUAUAAACAUUAACCGUUAAUAUUUAUUAUAUGCAUGUGUUAAGAUUUUAGAUCAACAUUCUCCAGUUUCACUAUUUUUUGAUAAGAUAUUCAGAUAUGAAAAACUCAAGUAACUUGAAUGAGAACUAGAUCCCUAUAACUUAAUGAUAAACUGAAUAGAAAAUUGAAUCAAUGUCAGUGCUUCCUUUCAAAUGGGAAAUUGAGGCUAAAUUAGUAUCAAUUAAUGACAUCUGGGCAAAACUAACCAUUUACCAAGGAUUAUGAGCAGGUUCUAGCUUGUAAAGGUUGAAACCAAAUUUAUACAAUAUCUACUGAGUUGAUUGUUGAUGCGUCUUAGUUGCUUUCUUUACAGUUCUCUCAAAUAGAUAGAUGUAUACACACACAUAUAUUUUUAAUGCAUAUGCAUGUUAAUUCAGGUAAGGGUAUUUUGUAUUCCAUAUAGAACAGUGUAUUUAAGAGUUUAAAGUAUGCUCAUCCAUCAUGGCAAAGUAGUAUUUAGUGUGUGUGUGUCUAGUUCAAAUUUUUUUAAAUAAAAGUGCUUAGAAAUCAUAA
This is a messenger RNA of Myotis lucifugus (little brown bat), 2122 nucleotides long. It is a transcript of the gene DONSON, whose product is annotated as downstream neighbor of SON. Gene Ontology annotation, biological process: nuclear DNA replication. Bases 151 to 1452 code for a protein of 433 amino acids. The transcript is spliced from 9 exons. Lineage: Eukaryota; Metazoa; Chordata; Mammalia; Chiroptera; Vespertilionidae. Gene Ontology annotation, cellular component: nucleus. The record is from RefSeq and is a predicted model, not a curated record.